Messenger RNA from Colletotrichum abscissum, 966 nucleotides. RefSeq names its product feruloyl esterase B. Gene Ontology annotation, molecular function: hydrolase activity. Gene Ontology annotation, cellular component: extracellular region. Lineage: Eukaryota; Fungi; Ascomycota; Sordariomycetes; Glomerellales; Glomerellaceae. The coding region runs from base 1 to 966 and encodes 321 amino acids. The record is from RefSeq and is a predicted model, not a curated record. The transcript has a single exon.
AUGCGCCCCCAUCCAGCCUGGGCAACAGCCCUCCUUCCAGCCCUCGCGACCGCCGCCUCCCUCCAACACAUCACAACCGACUUCGGCCCCAACCCCACAAACGUCUCCUUCUACCUCUACGUCCCGGACUCUCUCAUCCCCAACGCGCCCCUCCUCGUCUUCCCGCACUGGUGCCACGGCAACGCGACAGACGCCUUCAACUACAAGCCCUGGCGGCCCCUCGCCGACACCCUCGGCUUCGUCACGAUAUACCCCUCCACGCCCCACACCGCAGACUACUGCUGGGAUGUUUCCUCGCCGCAGACGCUCUCGCACGACGCCGGCGGUGAUUCUCUGGGAAUCGUGAGUAUGGUCCGCUGGACUCUGCAGAACUACGACGUCGAUCCGGAUCGUGUAUUCGUCACCGGCGUGAGUUCUGGCGCCAUGAUGACAAACGUCCUCGUCGGGGCGUACCCGGACGUCUUUGCCGCGGGCUCGGCGUUCGCGGGCGUGCCGUUUGGGUGUUAUGCUGCGGAUGGGUUCGCCGUGUGGUCUGACGACUGCGCGAGCGGGCGGAUCACGCAUACGGGCGAGGAGUGGGCUGCCAUUGUGGAGGCUGCGUAUCCGGGGUACGCCGGCCCGAGGCCGAAGCUGCAGGUUUUGCACGGGGACGUGGAUAAUGUGCUGAAUGUGACGAAUUUCUACGAGGAGAUCAAGCUGUGGACUACGGUGCUGGGGACGGGGGCUACGCCGACGGAGGUUGUGGAGGAUGAUCCUGUUGCGGGGUGGACGAAGAGUGUGUAUGGGACGAAAGGGCUGUUUGAGGCGUUUUUGGCGCAUGGGAUUGAUCAUAAUAUUCCUGAUCAGGCGGAUGAGGUUGUUAGGUUCUUUGAUUUAAAUUGUGUUGGGGAGAACUGCUUCUCGCGCAAGUCGUUGCCUGUGCCGGGGACUUGUGCUAAGAGACGGCGCUCAUCAAAGGCUUACUAG